CCAAAAUUAAGUCUGUCCAUCUUCAUUCCUUAACCAACACGAUGUCCAGCGGGAAAGAAUUGGCAGAAGGAUCGCCAAGCUCUCCCAGCGAUCAUCACCAUCAGCAGCCGGCAACACCAAGCCGUUAUGAGUCACAGAAAAGGAGGGACUGGAACACCUUUGGGCAGUACCUGAAGAAUCAGAGGCCCCCAGUCCCACUCUCCCAGUGCAACUGCAACCAUGUCUUGGACUUUCUUCGAUAUCUUGACCAGUUUGGGAAGACAAAAGUUCACCUCCAAGGGUGUAUGUUUUAUGGACAGCCUGAGCCGCCUGCACCUUGCACCUGUCCACUUAGACAGGCCUGGGGCAGCCUUGACGCCCUCAUUGGGCGGCUCCGAGCUGCUUAUGAGGAGAAUGGAGGCUCUCCGGAGACCAAUCCGUUCGCUAGCGGUGCAAUCCGGGUUUAUCUUCGGGAUGUGAGGGAGUGUCAAGCUAAGGCAAGGGGGAUCCCAUAUAAGAAGAAAAAGAAGGCGGCCAAUCAAAGCAAGGGAAAUGAAGAAUCCAGCUCUACCGUGCACUUCUCUUGAUUUCUUUGCCUAAAUUGAAUGUGGAUCAUGGCAAAUGAAUAGACUGGCAGGGCUCGGUAAGAGGAAACUCUAUUGAAGUUGCGGUCUUUACUCUGACCACCCUUUUUGCAACUUUCAAGGUAUAGGGAAUUUCAUCUAUAUAACUUUCAUGGCAUGAUGGUCUUAGAAAGCCUCUAUUUCAUCUGCCAUUUGGGAAUGUAAAAGCACUUAUUAGAUUACAAACUCUAUUUGUACGUAAUUAAGUACUGUACGUUGGUUUUGCCUAAGUCUGCUGCUUGCUGUGUUGAAAAUAAUAUAUAGUAGUAUCACCAUGGUUUUCUGUUU
Messenger RNA from Alnus glutinosa, 890 nucleotides. RefSeq names its product protein LIGHT-DEPENDENT SHORT HYPOCOTYLS 10. The record is from RefSeq and is a predicted model, not a curated record. The coding region runs from base 42 to 566 and encodes 174 amino acids. The transcript is spliced from 2 exons. Gene Ontology annotation, biological process: mRNA transcription; response to light stimulus. Lineage: Eukaryota; Viridiplantae; Streptophyta; Magnoliopsida; Fagales; Betulaceae. Gene Ontology annotation, cellular component: nucleus.